This is a messenger RNA of Mercenaria mercenaria, 2203 nucleotides long. RefSeq names its product galactoside 2-alpha-L-fucosyltransferase Sec1-like. Gene Ontology annotation, molecular function: galactoside 2-alpha-L-fucosyltransferase activity. The transcript has a single exon. Gene Ontology annotation, cellular component: membrane. The record is from RefSeq and is a predicted model, not a curated record. NCBI's taxonomy places the organism in Eukaryota, Metazoa, Mollusca, Bivalvia, Venerida, Veneridae. The coding region runs from base 87 to 1268 and encodes 393 amino acids. Gene Ontology annotation, biological process: carbohydrate metabolic process.
GUACAUAGCUUGUGAUAACUUAUAUCUAGUGCAUGACACAUCUAAAUAGUACGGAGUCUUUCGUGUUCGAUGGAAUCUGAGCGACAAUGCAUGAGAGUAUUUUAAAAAGCAGUUAUAAUUUCAGAGUGAUUGUUUCCGCUUUAAUUGGCUUGUUGUUUGUUUUAAGUCUUUUAACGGACUUUUACACACCUCAUUUACAUAAUGUACUUGAAACACUGCGAACGUUUGUGUAUUUUUCGAGUUCGGAAAAAGUUACUUACCAAAGCCAGUGUAUGAUACAAAAUAUAUCUUUUAGUAAUAAAAACUGCUGCUUCCGGCUUUCCUCAUCGGAACAUCAGACACUGGAACAUCUCGCAGAAAAGGAUAUACAAAUGGAAUCAGGAUUAAACAAAGAUAUCGAAAUGGAAGACAGAACUGAGAGAAGGACUGUUAACAACCUUAACCAACUUGGAAAUCAAUCGAAACCCUGCAGAUGUUUUGUAACAUUAGGAGAUUACAGAGGUCGCAUUGGUAAUCAAAUGUUUCAGAUUGCGUCACUUGUCGGAUUAGCAUACAAGUAUGACGUCAUAUCAGUCAUUCCAAAAAUGUUUCCAUUAGCUAAGUAUUUUGAGUUACCAAAUAUAAUUAAUCUAAAAUUAAAUAAACUUUACAAUACUGUUAAAUGUGUUUGCAGAAAGUCAGCCGCAUUUUGUAAUUGUGCAAAAGAAUUUAACUCGGAGAAAAAUGUAACAUUAUACGGGUAUCUGCAGUCAUGGAAACAUUUCAAAGAGUCAAAUGAAGUCAUCAAGACAGUUUUUAAAUUUAAAACGAAGCAUCUGUUUAAUGCGAAAAGGUUCCUAUCAAAUGUGUCAAUUGCCGAUUUUCAACUUGUUUGUAUUCAUAUUCGUCGUGGGGAUAUUACAAGCAAAGCCAAAAUUGCUGAGGGAUAUGCUGUUGCAGGUUUGGACUAUAUUGAGAAGGCAAAGCAAUUUUUUAUCAACAAAUAUUCAAAAGUUCAGUUUCUUGUUGUUAGUGAUGAUAAAGCUUGGUGUAGAAGACAUCUAAGAAACGUUUCUAUAAGUCCACUUACAGACCCUGGCGACGAAAUGGCUUUGAUGACGUUAAGUGAUCAUGUCGUCAUAACGGCGGGAACGUUUGGAUGGUGGGGUGCAUGGCUGUCAGGGGGGACAACUGUUUACUUCAGUAAGCAUCCUAGACCAGGUAGUCCUUUAGAUUCUAGAAUGAAUAAAGAAGAUUAUUACCCACCGAGUUGGAUAGGAAUGGCAUAAGAAGAACAAAAAUAUUGGAGCAAUUACAGACCAAAUUUCAUCCACUGAGUAGUCCCCAGUGCAAUGUGGCGAAAUGAAAUGUUUCAUAAGUAUAUUUGUGAGUGCAUGCGUGCAAGCGUGCGUGUUAAGGAAAGAGAAGGCUACCCAGUCAAUUUGCCACACCCUCCUAUCUUAUGCGCUUGUUUCAGAAAACCCAUUUAGGACAAGUUGUGAACAGAUCCCUUUGCAUAGGGUAUCUUUAUACGUUUAUUUUUAUACUUUUACUUAUAACGCACUCGUAUUGUAACAAUCCCGUAAGUUUUAAAACCGUAGACUUUUCCGUAUUACUUUAUUUCAAAAUUAAAAAAAAAUAUUGUUUUUUUUUUUUCGAAAUUUAAAAGUAUAUUUUACUCUACUUUGUGCAAUAAAAUCCAGCAUAUAUCAUACGUGUCAAUAAACAGCUGGCUAAAAUUGUUCAUGUAAAAAGGUACCUUUUUGUUAAAUAGGUAGAGGUAAGAUUUAUCUCGGGCUUCACGAUCAUCUGCACAACGUACUUUAUUGAUUAAACAAUUUUCUAUUUGAUUGUGCGAGUCUUAAAGUAACUAAAAUACGCUGUCGCUUGAAGAGAGUUGUUGUUGUUGUUGUUGUUGUUUUGACAAUAUGUCUUUGCGAAAUGCAUGAAAAUUGGUUCUCCAAUGAAGGUAAAUAAGCAUAAAAUUCCUAAUAAAUGACGAAGAGCAAGAAAAUGCUCACAAACUAUUCGGCAUUUAUAUGAAAUACUGAAUGAAAAUAUUCAACUUUUGAACAAUAUUAUUGUUUCAUCUUACCAAAGACGUAUUAUUUACUUGAUUAACAAUUUUUACUGCAAAUGAUUCGUAAAAUUGUAAAGAUUGUUGUUGUUGUUGUUAACCAAUUGUAUGCUGGAAAUAGAUAUGAAUGUCGUUUUUAUACUAUGU